Molecule: messenger RNA, 8189 nt
Organism: Porites lobata
Lineage: Eukaryota; Metazoa; Cnidaria; Anthozoa; Scleractinia; Poritidae
Source: the annotation of a GenBank genome assembly
AUGAAUUCUGUGAAUUCUGUCGGAGCAAUUUGUUGUAUAGGCGCUGGAUACGUCGGAGGUCCAACGUGUAGCGUUAUCGCGCUAAAAUGUCCCGAGAUUAAAGUCACAGUCGUCGACCUGAGCAAGCAAAGAAUUGACGCGUGGAAUUCGGAUAAACUACCGAUCUUCGAGGUAAGAACAAUUUGCCACGGCAACAGGAAUUGUAAACUGUCUUGAUAUUGUGUGUUUAUGUGAUUUUAACCGUUAUAAAUUCUUUUUAUAGCCAGGUCUUGAUGAUGUUGUUAAGCAAUGUCGUGGCAGAAACCUGUUCUUUUCAACGGAUAUCGACUCAGCAAUCCGCGAAGCCGACUUGAUAUUCAUUUGUGUGAGCGUACAUUUCUUCUUAUAAUUUUGAUAGGAGAUCGUAAAUUUAUUGCUAAAUCUUUCUUCAUUACGCAAAAUAGUGUUAUCUUAAUUUUAUUUCCGUCCUUUUUUUGUGACUUUUGUAAAAAAUCAGCUGUUAAUGUCACUCGUACUUCUUUGCAGGUUAACACACCGACAAAAACCUUUGGUUUAGGAAAGGUUAGUUUUAAUGAAAUUUGCGGUGUAAUUUCAUGACGGAACCAGUAAAAUAUCAUAUCAAGGGCUUAUUAAAUUCACAGGCUAAAAAAUAGAACAGUAUCUAAGAACAAAAAUAAUAACUUAAGUCCGAUCUGGGUGUAAAUUAAAUAUGUAUAUGGUGAUACGUGGUCAAUGUUUCAUUAACUGGCUCCCUUUUAUUUACAAGACUAAAAUUUUUGCCCUGCAAAACUGUCUCCAUGGUUCCUGCUAUUAAUUGAUUUUCUUAUCAGUUGUUUUUAAAAUAAAUUUUAUUAGCUCUAGGUAAGGUCUUUAUUUCUCGUAAAAAUUGUAAGGCAUUAUAAUUAUUGUAAUGCUAAAUUGCAGGGUCCAAGUGAUCAUUGUUUUUCACAGGGGGAAGUCGAGUUGUUGAUAGAACAAUCAUUUAGCCAAUUGUCUUUUCGAGAGCAGCUAAAUAAACUCUUCAAGUUCACAGACUGACAAACCACCAAUAGUGACAAAAAUAUAAUAGGUUUUAAAAACAACAUUUUGGAUUGAGCUAAGCAGUAUGAAAAUUAUUGAUUUUUUUGUUGCUGUUGGUGCAGCUUUUUUUCCCCUCAAAUAUGAAUAGUGUAUUGUACAUGCUUGGAAAAAAAUGGAAUUUAUCCACCCAUGAUCUGCUGAAAUAUACUUUUGGAAUUUUAAAUACUUUAGGAAAGAUGUAAAACAUCAUGUGCCGUUAGUACACACUGAGCGCUAAUUAAAAACAUUCAUGCAUAUUUCAGGGCCGAGCACCAGAUUUAAAGUACAUAGAAUCAGCUGCAAGGCAUAUUGCAGAGGUUGCUGAUGGUGCAAAAAUUGUUGUGGAGAAGAGUACAGUGCCCGUGAGAGCGGCAGAGAGGUACUGUAUCAGUUGGCAGGCAUCAAUUUGAUUGGUCCUCUUAUAACCUAGGGCAUGAAAAGCAGUUUCGGCUACACAAGCCCUAGGAUUUCAUGGAACCCACCUCCUAAAUGUUUUCAUUUUUUCGUAAUCAUAUAUUUUUUUCUUGGCACUGGAAGCCAUAUGAUGGCAGACAUUAGAAAACUGAUAGACGCUAAACAACAUGGAUCAUUUUACGUUUCUGAGAAACUGCCCACCUACCCCUCCCCUAAACCAACAUUAACACUUAGUUCUUACUUAGAGCAAAAAGUUGGCUUAGGGGAGGGGUAGGUGGGCAGUUUCACAGAAACAUAAAAUGAUCCAACAACAUUUUAGUUUCAUAUAUUAUAAGCCGAGUCAUGACUAAAGAACUGCUAUACUAGUCAAGAAUCUGAGUGGAAAAAUUAAGUGAAUUUCUUUGAAUUGAUCCCUAAAUGUCACUGAGAAACUAUUUUUUGGCUCCAUCAUUUUAAGACCAUGGUAACAACACAGUACCAGAAACUAUCAUUACCUUGAAAUCAUAGGGCUUUCAAGUCUACACUAUAGCCUGUCCAGAUAGCUUUUUGUGCCACCAUAUAUUACAUCAAAAUGUAAAUGCUACCUGGAACAGUAUGAACGGCAAAGGCAGAGAACCGGGAGAAGUCAUUCACUCAUAUCCAACACCAUACCAACGCGGCUGGCCACAAAAGUGGGUUUUCUUUGCAUUGAUAUUCCCGAUCCUCACUUCUGAAUAUUAUUUUACUUUCAUCUUUAGUCGGCAGGGUUCCACAUGUAGUUCUCAUUCCUACUCAUUUCACUCUUACUUAGUCCAAAUAUAAGUUCACACCCAGUGGCGGUUCCAGGGAAGGGGACCAGGGUGCCUGAGCCCCCACUUAGUUUUAGACCAAAAAGGUCGAAAAUUUUUGGGGGGAGACCUCCCCCCCUACCUAAGGGUCUGGAUGAUCCCCCCUCCCCCCCCCCACAUCUCAAGGUCUUGAUCCGGCACUGACUCUGUGAAGAAUAGUCAGUGGUAGAAACCUAUCUGAAGGAUUAAAUGUUUUUAGGUAGCUCAGGGAAAUGGUGAGAUGAUUGCUGCCGUUUUCUUGUAUGUUUUACAACUUUUUUUACAUUUAAAAGUAUUCUCAGAAAUUACCAAAAGUAUUUUUAUUUAUUUUCUUUGUUAUAUUUAUUUAUUUAGUAUUACAAGAAUAUUUGAAGCAAAUGGAAGCAGAGGAAAAUUUCAGGUUGGUUUUUUAACGUAAACAUCUACUGAAGAUGAAAUUAAUAUUACCCCCUAACUGUACAUUUAUCUUGUGUGAGGAUUACUGCAGAGGCACUUGGCAGUUAGUCAGUUUAUUAUACUUCUGUAUAUUUGACCUGUGCAUGAAUUUUUCUAAAUUCAACUAGAAGGAACAUGCUCUAUGUUAUAACUCUUGCUUAUUAGAUCAGUAUGGCUAAGCAGGGCUAGGAACUAGCUGGAUGAGUCCAGCCAUGAAUAUAAGGCCAAGUGCCAUUAUGAAACCUCUGAAUGUAACUAACAUUUCAAACAAACAUGCUAACUGUGUGACUUUGUAUUUUGCAGGUUUUGUCCAAUCCAGAAUUCUUGGCUGAGGGUACUGCCAUUAAUGACUUAAUGGAACCAGACAGAGUUUUGAUUGGCAAGUACAGUUUGUAUUACAGUCAUGUAGUUGUCAUUUGUUAUGUCAAGUGUAUUCCUUUUUCGUGGUGGUAAGAAAUUAAUAGUCCUCUUUUUCUAGUAACUGUCAAAAUCAGAUUAUGUUCUCAUCAAUCUGUAGGGCCAGAACAACUUGAACUCCAGCUUGUCUGUAGUGCAAGCAGUUCUUAAUUUUCCUUGCCCCUCAGGCCACUUUUUGUUUGUAUAAGUUAAUGAUUUUGUUUGAAGAUGAAUUGUCAUACCCUUGCCCAUUUGGCAAGCGAUCUUUAAAAUUUACUUGCCUAGCAGAAAUCCACAUGUCCCUAACUACCGGAUAGAAAUUUUUUGAGUGUGACUCCUCAUACUUUUUAAUUUAAACACAUUUUAUUGACAUUCUUUAUUUGACAGGAGGUGAGCAAAGUAGAGAGGGAUGGAGGGCAAUUGAAGCUUUAUCUUCUGUUUAUGAGCACUGGAUUCCUAAAGAGAAUAUCAUUAAAACCAAUACGUGGUCUUCAGAACUCUCCAAGCUGGUAAAGUUUGAUCAUUCUGUUACUUAUAAAAACAUCGCUCUCAGACUACAUUAGGUUCAGUUGCUUUUAAUAGUCUUAACUAAAGAUAGUAGUCUAGGCUAGCAAAUGGGUUCAUUGCACAUUUUAUGUGUAACAUGCAGGUACUAUGUAUGAAUUACAGUAAACACAGGUCUGGGCUGUGUUGUUCAAAGUUGGAUUAAGAUGAACCCAGAUUAAAGUUAGGUUAUAUCAAAUUCAAGCCCUCGCCUCCUGCGUACGGUGUAUGUCUAUUUUUAAAAAGGCUUCCAACAUAAGUAGGUCCCGUACCAUUUAAGCAAUUUUUUCACUGCUGCGACAGAAGUGAGCGCCAAAGGCUCGAGAAGGGAUUUCAAAGCGUCCCCUCCACAUUUUCGCAUGGCUUUGCAGUUCCUCUACCAAAACUUAAGUUUGCUCAUGCUAAAUAACAAUCCGGCCGGUUACACAGGCUAGCAGCCUUCCUUUUUAGCUGGCAACUGCAGCAAAAUCAGCUGGCUACUCUAAGUGUAAAAAUAAGUCAAAUAUAACAAACGUGUAUGUAGGAGAGUUUUUCGCAUAAAUGAGCAGUGGCCAGAGAGACCAGCUACUGAAAACGUUAGUGAGAGUCCUGUACUCAAAUCAUGUUGAUCUUUCUCUGUAGGCAGCCAAUGCUUUUCUAGCACAACGUAUCUCUAGCAUCAAUGCCAUGAGUGCAAUCUGUGAGGCAACUGGUGCAGAUGUAUCAGAAGUAGCAAGUGCAAUUGGACGGGACUCUAGGAUAGGGAGCAGUUUCUUAAAAGCUUCAGUUGGUGAGAAUGCUAAAAUUCCAGUUCAUUUCAGAAAUUUGAAUGCACUUACAAGUAACAGGCCAAUUUCCAUAUCCUGGGUGAAUCAUAGUUAUAUGUCCAUGUUACGUUACUGGUCAAAUCUUAUUUCAGCUUAAUUUUGAUUUAACCUAGGUUUAUUCUCAACUUCCUUUGUUUCCUAGUCCUAAUUCAUGAAUGAAUCAACCUAGCUGGUUAAAAAAAAUUUAAUCUGAAAUCAAAUUUAACCUGUAACAUCCACAUGCAGGCAUAUGAAAAAAUUCUGCUAAAAAAGAACAAUCAGGCAUUUGUUGAGAGCUGUUAUUUUUUGAAAAGGGUGGUGGGGUGGGGGGGGAUGGUAUGACACAGGGUAAUGUAUAUCUGUCUGCGGUCGUCAGUCUUGAAUAUUAUUCUAUUUGAAAGUAAAGGAUUAGAGUUAGGGAUGAAAAAUUAUUAUCACUAGAUAAAAUCAUCUCUCACUAUUUCAAAACCAAUUUAAAUUUGUGUUCUGCAUGUGUGCACCUGUACAUGUACAGAGAGAUGUAUUUGUUCCAGAGAAAAGAGAACAGUUUUUUGUAAUAGAGGUGCCACUGACAAAAUAAUCAAGCUCAAUAAAUUUUACAAAUUCUUCAUACCAAAAAUUUCCAUUAGUUGCUUGAUCGAAUUGCAUAAUAUUCAGUAACAAUGGUAUUGCUGUAAAUUAUUUAUUACUCCAUGAGACUGCAACAACCAAAGGCGAUUCAUUUUAUUCAUUCUUGAUUGUCUUUUUGUGCUAGGUUUUGGAGGAAGUUGUUUUCAGAAAGAUGUUCUUAACCUUGUUUACCUCUCCGAAGCACUUAACCUACCCGAAGUUGCCGCUUACUGGUACCAAGUGAUUGCCAUGAAUGAGUAUCAGCGGCGACGAUUCACCAACAGAAUAGUUAACUGUCUUUUUAACACUGUGACUGAUAAGAAAAUAGCACUGUUUGGAUUUGCCUUUAAGAAGAACACGGGAGACACUAGGUUGGAGUUCAUUCUUUAAAUCUGAAAUCAUUUCAAUUCUUUUCCCCCUCCCUUUUUCCCGAGUUGAUUCCAGGCCCCAGUUGCGUACAUGCCAACUCUCCUGGUCUGCCGUACAGGUCACCAAAUCUCCCAGAUAAAAUCAAGUUAUGAGCUUUUCGGUGCUUUAAUUUGGAAGCGAGCUUGAAACAGACACUUAAAUGAUGCAAAGAUGGGUUGACAUUACCAUAACAAUUUAUGGAGGCAAGCUCAAAUUAAACACAUUGGCAAAAAAACAUGUACAUGUACAUGUACCAGCAAGGACAUGGCUUCCUUCUUUAGGUGCAAAAUGACAGGUUUGAAAUGUAGCCUGGGGGACCUUUAUAUGCCGGCCUUUUAUAGAGGUCCUUGUUUAGAGGAACCCUGGUCCCCACCCCAUUCCUCAUACCAUUUUUCUUCUUUGUUUGAAAUACGUUUUUCAUUUCCCAAAUUCAUAUUCCAUGUGAUUAUCGCUACUUUCAUCAAAAUUGCCAGGCAAUAAGUGAUUGAGGCUCAUCCUUAUGUUUGCAUGCCCUAUGCAUGUGACAGGGGUCUUCACAACAUGUAUGUGCAUGUGUAUUUGACAGGGAGUCUGCAAGUAUUUAUGUCUGCAAAUAUCUGAUGGAUGAAGGGGCAAGGAUAACAGUUUAUGAUCCUAAAGUUGAAAAGGAUCAGAUCAUCUUGUAAGUAUAUUCGUGUCCGUUGUGGUUUGAGUAGUUCCAUAGCCUGCAUAGCAAGCAUUUCCGUGCUGUUUAGGAGCGAAGAACGAGGAACGACAGUCAAAGACCGCGCAAAAAACGGCACCCUCUUUCAUUUUUUGGCUCUCAUAUCAUUUCCUGUUCGGCCAAAACCAAAAAUCCCAUUCCUCGGUCUUUCUUUGCUGCGAAAUCAAAUGGAAGCGCUUGCUACGCAAGCUAGUAGUUCUGUGGAGCAUUAUUGAUAGGAAAACUAGCCUUCAUAACAGGUGUUAUUUUUUCGCAUUUUUUAGGGGAGCGAAGAUCCACAGCGCAAAGUGAGCAAGGAGUGCCAGACACGCACAAUGUGGGAAGGCACCAGUGGUGUGUGGACAGGCAAUGAUUUUCUUUGCCUUCCCCAUCAUGGGUGUCUCACGCUCCAAGCCUGCCUUGUGCUUGCUUUUGCUCGCCUGAAAAACGCGAAAAAAUAACUCCUGUUAUGCAGGCUGUAGGAAAACAGGACAGUUCUAGUGGGCUCCCUGUGACCUCAGAUUGUUUGUUGUAUUUGCCAAGUGCAAUUUUCAUUCCCACCUUCCAGCCAAAAUAAGAGCCUUCUCUCAUGCUACACAGGUAACAAGAAAAGUCGGAAACUAAACAGUGCAUUUUCUUUGACCAUACGAACAGUUUUAUUACCUUACUGUAUAUUUAAUUUAUUACAGGGAGCUGACACAUCCUUCUAUCUCAGAAGAUCCACAGAGAGGUAACAUUGGCCGUUAUACAUUGUAAAUUAACAGUAAAAUACUUUAUUCAAGUGCCAGUGUAGUAAGCAUGAAAGUAAUAAUUGAGGGGAGUAUUUUUAUGUCUGGUGAUGGGACUGUCAUUUCUAUCUGGUUAUUCAACCCUUUUAGUCCCAUUAUCCAGUUGAUCUUCACAAAAUAAUUUCCUUAAAGAACUAGAAUAAAAAGCUGAUCGGGCAUUUUCCUUAAAGAACUAACAUUUGAUGAAUUCAUGAAAACCAAAGCAUUUUGUCUUGCAUACCUUUUCAUUGAUUUAUCCUAGAGCUAUUAGCCUUAAAACAUCAACUUGGUUAUUUUAAACAAAUUCACCACUUACAACCCUUUUUUAUUUUUUUGUUUCAGUUGAGCGCCUGAUUACUAUUGUUAAUGAUCCUUACGAGGCUGUUGAAGGUGCGCAUGCGCUAGUGGUCUGUACUGAGUGGGACGAAUUCAAGGUCAGAGUAUAGUACAUUUUAAUAGUACCCAUCAAAUGGUCUUGAAAAUGUCGUAUGGAACUAAAUUGUACCUCGGGUGUCAUUGAAUAAUUAUCCUCUAUACGACUUGAUUCUGUUACAACAUUCUACACAGAGUUGGAUAUCUUGCCCCCAUUUUCCUUUGUCAUAUCGUUUCCGAUUCUGAGACCAAUGUUACAAUGUAGAUCCUGUGUCCAAUUUUGAGCAAGAGAGACUGAUUUUGAGUCAGUGGGAUUUGAUAUCCACUGUCUUUUUCUAUUUCCAAUUUGAUUCACAGCGGAGGUACAUGUAGGAGGGACAUAUUGUAGAAAAUUCCUGUCAAUUAGUGUCUCCGGUCCCUCCCCUCCAGUUUGUCACCAAAAUGACGCUGAUUCACGCGCGCACACUACUUAGUAUUGAGGAAAUUUCGUUGUCGUUGUCCUCCUCGCCCCAGAAUCUCUAAUAGCAUUGACAGUUUUUCACGUCCAUUUCCAUGGUCUGUACUCUUAUUGAUCAUAGAUCACGACCAAUCAGUGCACGAGAAAUCGCUAAGUUAUUGUAAAAAUGCAGAACGACAGAGAAUGAACCUUUGUAAUCCAAUAAGUUAACACUUUUGAGUACUUUCGAGUUAUUAAUAUACAAUCAUUCUUAACUUUUUUUCACAGACGUAUGACUACAGGCGUAUUUAUAACAGUAUGCUUAAGCCAGCCUUUGCUUUUGAUGGCCGAAUGAUUUUGGAUCAUUGUCAUUUACACGAGAUUGGAUUUCAAGUAGAGACUAUCGGCAAAGUGGUGUCAUCCGGGUAUUUGCUGCCGCUGACACCCCCUCUAGCACCCCCAAAGGAAGAAAAAUGA